This is a messenger RNA of Mugil cephalus (flathead mullet), 4445 nucleotides long. Its product is annotated as connector enhancer of kinase suppressor of ras 3-like. The transcript has 25 exons. Bases 235 to 3192 code for a protein of 985 amino acids. The record is from RefSeq and is a predicted model, not a curated record. Gene Ontology annotation, biological process: regulation of signal transduction. NCBI's taxonomy places the organism in Eukaryota, Metazoa, Chordata, Actinopteri, Mugiliformes, Mugilidae. Gene Ontology annotation, cellular component: cytoplasm; membrane. Gene Ontology annotation, molecular function: protein binding.
GUUGGGGGGGUUUUCAGUCCAGCCUCCGGUCGGUCACCCAACCGUGUACGGAGUUUUUCAGAGAGAGUCAACACAAACACACGGACAGCACCGGAGCCUCCGAGAAGAAUGUGACAGAGAAUAUUUGAUUUAAUUCUCUCUCGGCGUCGCCACGUUUGUUUUUUGUUUUUUUCUUUUGUUUUCUUUUGUUUUCUUUUGGCCACUCACAGUGUCUGAUAUAUUCCUGAAGAAGCCAUGGAGCCGAUAACGAAGUGGACGCCAAAGCAAGUGGUCGAGUGGAUGAAAGGUCUGGACGACAGCUUGCAGCAAUACGUCGGCAACUUCGAGCGGGAGAAGAUCAGCGGGGAGCAGCUGCUGAAGAUCACGCACCAGGACCUGGAGGAGCUCGGCGUGGCCAGGAUCGGACACCAGGAGCUGGUGCUGGAGGCCGUCGACCUGCUCUGCGCUCUGAACUAUGGAGUGGAGACGGACAACUUGAAGAAUCUGGUCGUGAGGAUGAGAGCCGCGACCAACAGCCUGCACAUGGCCACGUCCGACCGCAGGAAGAGCCCCGCGUACGACGGGAGCACCUCGCGCAAGCCGCCCAACGACUUCCUGACCUCUGUGGUGGAGCUGAUCGGCGCCGCGAAGAGCCUGCUGGCUUGGCUCGACAGGACGCCUCUUACAGGGAUCAGUGACUUCACAGCCACCAAGAACAAGAUCAUUCAGCUGUGCCUGGAGCUCACCACCACAGUUCAACAGGACUGCAGUGUUUACGAGAUGGAGGAAAAGAUCCUGGAAGUUUCUAAGAUUUUGAACAACAUCUGCGAUCAGACCGUGAGAACCACCUCUGACCCCCUGAUGAGCCAGUCCGCCUGCCUGGAGGAAGUGCAGCUGACCGAUAUCAAUCCAGGCGAGGGUCUGGGAAUGUACAUCAAGUCGACAUAUGAUGGGUUACAUGUCAUCACUGGAACCACAGAGCAUUCGCCUGCAGACCUGACGAGGAAGAUCCACGCAGGGGACGAGGUGAUCCAGGUUAACCAGCAGACAGUGGUGGGCUGGCAGCUGAAAAAUCUUGUUUUCAAACUGAGGGAGGACCCUAAAGGCGUGGUUCUACUUCUUAAGAAGAGGCCCACAGGCACAACAGGUUUCACCCCUGCUCCACUUAAGAACAUGCGCUGGAAGCCUCCAGUACCUCAGACUAAUUCCUCCCUGAUCAGAGCCCAGUCUCCAUGCGGCUCAGCUAAUGGGUCGACCAAAAAGGAGAAGCCAGCUAUCUUGGACUUGUACAUCCCCCCUCCUCCUCCAGUGCCCUACACCCCACGAGAGGCGAGAACGGAAUCCUUCUCCAGCAUUGCUAAGAAAACAAAGGGCUCUGAGUCACCCAACUCCUUCCUGGACCAGGAGAGCAGACGGCGCUGCACAGUCGCCGAUUAUGACAAGUUGAGCGUUGGCUGUCCCAUCGAGGCCAACGUGAUACAGCCCAGGAUGAGGGAGCAUAAGCCCUCGCGUGGUAAGCCUCGGCCACUGUCCAUGCCAGCGGACACCUGCGUUGGAAUAUAUGAUCCUUAUGCUAAACCCUGGGCUCAUGGAAGGAAAGGUGAAGACCUCCUGUACAGAUACCUGAGCAACGAGCGGAUCCCCACCAUCGCCGAGGAGGCGCCCGCGGUGUCUCCGCCCUACAGGCCCGCGGGGGAACGCCACCUCGUCCGUGUGGACCACAUCCGGGGCAGCCGCUACUACUCCAACUCAGACCUCCACAACAGCGCCACCAUCCCCUACCAGGACGACGUGAAAAAGGCCCCCGUAGCCCCCAUCUCCAAGCGCACGUCGGCAGAACGCUCACUACUGGGAUCUGACUGGCACUCUAGCAGUGACUUCCUCAACCGGUAUAACCAGCCGCACAUACGAUCCUGGUCCUUCUCUCAAGCUGCUGCCUUCCCCAUUUCUGUGACCCCUUCUAUGGCUGCCGAUGAUUACAACCCUGUCUCCCUCCGACACAAGUCCAAGAAGAAGAGCCGAGGAGGCAAUGGCACAAUGAGCAGAAGACGGAUCUCGGUCAAAGAGCUGGGUCAGCCGGACCAUCAGGGCUGGCUGUACCGGAAGAAAGAGAGCAAAGGCUUCCUGGGUAUCAAGUGGAAGAAGUACUGGUUCGUGCUGAAGAGGACGGCCCUGUACUGGUACGCCAACCAGUUGGCCGAGAAGGCGGAGGGCUUCAUCGACCUCACCAACUUCAUGAUAGACAGAGCCAUCGAGUGCAAGAAGAAACACGCGUUCAAAGCCUGUCACCCGCAAGUGAUGAUGUUUUAUUUCGCUGCCGAGAGCCAUGAGGACAUGAAUGUGUGGCUGAACAAACUUGGACUAGCCGCCAUUCAGUACGAGCCAGCAGAACGAAAUGCAGCCGAGUGUUACAGUGAAGCCAGUGACCACGAGGAAGCUGAAACACCUGAGAUCCCCCCUCCGCCUUACUCUGAGCAGACCCUGCGGGACUCUGUGGAUGCAGCGGGUCCACCCGGUAGCACACAUCAGGGUACCCUACCUCCACCUUACUCCUCAGCAGUACCCAGCGAAGCCAACGGUUCACUCUCCUCGCCCGUCAGCACCAUGACAUCGCAGAGCUCCGCCUCCUCCCUCGCCAAGCAGCGCCAGUCCUGGUUGGACCUGGUCUCCCAGGCGACGCCCGCCUCCGGGGAAACGGCAGUGGUGUGCUCGGCCCAGGUCCACUCGCAUCGACCUCCUCCAGAGGAGACGGAAGAGGAGACGGAGAGUUCGAUUCCCUCGGAAGCGGUGUCACAUGAGGACAGCUCGGCAACGGACGGGGACGAACAGGGGGACGUUUUACCUGCUCCAGACAAAGGCCCUCUUGGGAAGAACUCAGACGAGAUGGAGAAGCUGUACAUUCAUCUCAAAGAGGCCAGCCUCUCGCCACUAGGAGAUCGUAAACCAUCCACCAAAAGGGAAUUCAGAGCCUCCUUCAUAAAACGCUGUAAAAAUCAAACCGUCAAUGAUAAACUGCACCUUAUCAGGACACUCAACAGCACAUUAAAGUCUAAAGAGGCGGACUUGCUGACCAUAGAACAGAUACUCUCGGACCCAGAGCUUACCUCGGACAAGUUCAGAAAGUGGAAGGAGGCCAACGCACCCUUGGUGCAGGAGAUCUCCAUCAAAAUGGUGGCAUCAGAGGCUACGAAGGUGGUGGAGACCAGCCUAUAAAGACUAGCUAUGACUCUUUUUACUGUGUUUGGAGUCGGAAGACAUCACAGUCUCGUACUUUGGAUCAGACACACUGCUGGGAUUCAGUUGAGACCUCUGGAUAUUAAACUGCUGUUGAACAAGUAACUGGAUCAAGGAAGAGUUUGUAAGUGGAGAUGCAGACGUUAAAUGACAAACAGCUCACACUGAAAUGUGAAAUGUGUCUUAGUAUUACUUUUACUGUUUAAUUUGUAGGAUUGGCAAAUUUUACAGCCGAUUAUGUUGAUGUUGUAAUCCUGUGAACUUGUGCAUAAACUGUUUUAAUAUUCGGAAUGAUGGAGUACGUUGGAAUAAUGGAUCCAUUGUUCUCUUCGUGGAAACACUUGUUUUUACAGUUGUUUUCAUCAACUUUUGAGUUUUCAUCUGUAGUGAACAAUUAGUUUUUGUUUUUUUACAGUUUUUAAACGGUUUACAGUCAAUUAUUGGUGCCAUGCACCGCCGCUGCCUGUUAGCACAUGUUAGCACAUGUUUUACAGCAACUGUUGUGAAUGAUCUGUGUGCGUUGUUGACCCGAAAUAACGAUGAUCUUAUUAGGGAGACUUUACUUUUUCAGACUGAACACUUGGGCCUUCAACAGAAUAAAUGUUGCUAACAAAUCAUGAAAAUGUCAGACGAGUGAAAUAAUUGUUGCUGUAACACAAUUUAAAGCCAAGAUACGCGAUAGCCGACUUUUUUUAGUAGAGAAGACUAAUGGUCUGUUCUUUUGAUCCAAAACAGACUCUUUAAAAAUGAAGAAUUCUAACCUAAUUGUAAAAAAACCUUUGACUACGAACCUUGACAGUAUGAGACAGUUUAAUUUAUAUUUUUCUCCACAUGUAAUAAAGACUUUAUUACUAACUGAAUCAGCUGGAUAUGUGGCAUGUUGAACUUGAAGCGGGAUGUUGCAGUAUUCAUUUGCAUAGAAAUGCAGAAUGCAUGGUGGAUCAUUCUCAGGAAAAACUCCCCAGGUCCAUACGAACAAGUCCAGUAGACCCAGCAGACCCUGUACUGAUUACAGAUGAAUGGAUAACGAGGUCUGGCAUUAUGUGACAGUAGAACAUGGAUGCAUGCAAAGAUGCUUUUUUUUUUUUUGUUAAGUUUGUUAAAUAUUAACUCGGUGUAAAUAUUUGUACAUGGAUUUGUGAUGUCAAUUCUCUUUGUUUCUCGUAAUUCUCAUAUGAAAGUUAUCGUUCUUGUUUGUAUACAGGGAAAUAAACUAUUGCCACUAAAGUGAA